This is a messenger RNA of Giardia duodenalis, 6879 nucleotides long. RefSeq lists its product as uncharacterized. The transcript has a single exon. The record is from RefSeq and is a predicted model, not a curated record. Lineage: Eukaryota; Fornicata; Diplomonadida; Hexamitidae. Gene Ontology annotation, molecular function: protein binding. The coding region runs from base 1 to 6879 and encodes 2292 amino acids.
AUGGCGUCCACUCCGGUAAGCGCGGAACCGGCGCGUCCGUACCUAGAGCCGGUCGCCGUGUAUGGACUUAACCUCGCUGUCCGGACCCCUCUUUUCUUCACCGAGGACCACCAGAAGGUUUGCUUCAUUGCGGGCCGGAUGAUUAUUCUGCAUAAUAUUCAGACAAACACUUAUGACUUCGUUCAAUUAGACGGUACUAUAAACAAUGUUGUCCAUCUCGCUUUCUCGGUCACUAGAAGACUCCUGGCAUUUGUGGUUAACACGGAUAACAUGCCAAAAAUACACAUAUAUUCCUUGAGGCACAAGGCACGUGUAGCUAUGAUAAACGUCCCCGAUGGGCAAGGGCUCUCAGGGAUAGUCACCAGCAUUUCGUUUUCUCUGGAGGACCGGUUCCUGCUGGUACAGCUGGCGCCGCCAGAAUGGCCUAUCAUUGUCUGGGCAAUCCCACCAUUUAUUAACGAGAACGCUUCGAUGCAUGGAGACAUCAAGCCAAUCAAAAACGUUUACGUUGUUCCAAAGCCAUACGCUCUCUUCAAGUCACAGCGAGAAAUUUCAGCUUCUUAUUUUUCUCCCUUGCAGACUAACGUGAUUCACGGGAUUGCACCUCAGAACAUGCAAUUUUUGAUACUGCAGGAUGGCUUAAUCAAGGCCGUGAGCAUUUUCAGUCUCAAGCGGAUGGUAGGCACAUUUAUGGCCCCGGUUGUCAUGAGGCACCAAGAUAAGGAGUUCAGUUUGCUUCCCAUCAAGCAGACAGGAGAGAUUCUGGUGCUUCGAAAGGAUCAUCUCUGCUGCUUUAUUCCCAGCGACAUGAUAUUUGGCCAAAUAGUUCUUAGAGAUCCUAUCUUUGAAACGACCUCGCAGCAAUACGGCAAGAUGACAAGAUUCACUAUUAGAAAUCACCUGGACGUGUUGUCUGCAGAUCCCAAUGUCAGGGAAGAGAUAACGUGUCUUAAGCUCCUACAGGAUGACAUGAUCAUGGUUGGCUCCUCUUUUGGCCGCAUAAUCAUCUAUCAGAUAUUGAAUUUUGAACCCCCGGUCCCAUCCGCAAUCGGAACUGAUUUACCAGGAGCACAGAGCAGUAUCACAGGUUCUUCUGCGGGAGCGCCAUCUGACCCUCGCCAAGAACAUGCUAUAAUGAUGCCUUGCAAGGCGUCUGGGGGCAUGACUUUGCGCUUGCCAAUCCUUCUUGUUCUACGCUCCAUUCUUCUACCAUGCAACUUCAACGCAGUUCUCUCUGUAGAUAUCUGCCCGAAAACAAGACGUGUGCUUGUAUAUACAGAUGCAGGAUACGUAUUUGUUUCUAACAGCUUAACUCGUGAUUCUAUUCUGCACACUCUAGAUUGCCAGCAGAGGCUUUUCAUGGAUGAAUUCAAGACUGAGCAAGCCAAUUUGACAGGCACUAACAUCUUAAAUGUCACGGUUCCUAUGGAAUCUCCCAGUCCACUUGGGCUUAACAACAAAUCUUUUGCUUCUGGCAGCGCGCUCAGGCUAUCUGCAACAUCGCCUCCCAGCUCUUCUACAAUGCUCUUCAAGCAAACCAUUCAGAAUAGCGUUACAACUGAAAUCUUGGCGUUGGCUUAUGAAACGAUUAAGAAAAUACGCUAUCUAAUUAGGAUUCCUAGAUCAAUAUCUAACGUCUACAAUAUGAUUUCUCUUAUCAACCCGAUCAAAGCCUUGACAGGCACGGUUGCAAACGUAAAGCCGCACUCCCAAGCAACUCAGCUAGAGACGGAGUUCUACCAGAGCCCACAGACGUGGCCUUCUGCAAUCAUAAGCACAUCUAUCUUCUGCCCGUUUACCUCGUACUAUCAGAUACCCUCAACGAUAGUUGCGUCGGUCGCGCACCAAGGUGUGACCUUGAACGGAGUAUUGAUGGACCCAUCCCAGUGCUGCACAGGCUAUUCAUUUGGCCAGGAGCUACAUAUGAAGGGUGUCCCUAUAACCGCUAUUUCUGCUUCGGACGAGACGGGCUAUGUGGCGAUUGGAAACGACAAUGGAGAAGUCACCGUUUUGAAUGCUAUCUCUAGCACGUUUGUCGCUGCAUGGAGCUGGGCCCUUCCUGCAAUCUACUUUGAAAAUAAGCGCUUUGAUACUGUCCCAGAGCCCUCUGUUACUAAGCUUCUCGCGGAUAGUCCCGCCACAAAUGCACCAUGUGCACCCCCGUCGCAGUUCAACCGCUCCACGCUUCAGUUGACCAAUGCGUCUGCCCCUUCAGAGAACGCAUUUGAUGGAUUGGCCGUGACCAACACAACUAACGAGGUGACCAAGACAGACCUAUUCUCAGCCUCAGCGCAGAAUCAGGCUAACACUCCUGAUGCAAACAGCCAGGAGACAAUGGCGACUACUGACUUUGUUAUGAAGACGGUCGAGAGCCUCAGAGGAAUGCCUGCGUUUACCAUCACUUCGCUGAAGCUUCACCCCUCUGGAAGGCACCUGUUGGUGUCUGCCCGCAGCAAGCGGGACUUGGGGUUUUCUCUGGCGCAGGAGAAACCAUCCAGAACAGCAAAGGCCAACAAAGGAUAUUGUGUCUGUAUCCUCCACAUUGUAGACUCUUAUAUGGAAUGCAUCUCAGUAAUAGACUGUGAUUCUCCUUGUCUGGGCAUUGACUUUGAUAAGACGGGCAAUUAUCUUUACCUUCUAUCCUAUAGAAGCGUGUACGUGUUCUCCUUCCUGGAAAUUAGGCUUGUCAAACGCAUAAAUCUGUCUCAGCGGUUCGCCUUCUUGCCCCGUCCUAACGAUUUUCCAUCGUUUUCGCCACAAGAUAUGCAAAAGUAUAAGCAAAGCUUACAGCUCAUAAAGCGGGAUGCUAAGCCGACCUGCAUGGCUAUAAGCACAAGGCUUCUUGUUGCGGUGGCCUUUACAGACGGCGAUGUGUGCCUCUUUAGUUCUCUUGACGGCGCCCUGCUAAACCGCUAUCUCACAGGUGGGUUCUUUUUCAAUGCCGAUCUUGCUCCCAAAGCCCAGCAGCCUGUGUAUGGCCAGGAGCAGCGUACCAGCCCACUUAGCAACGAAACAGUCACUGAGGCCACACUCCGUGAAGAAUUUGAUAAAUUAGCCGAAAUAGACUCGGCCCUCGGCGGUAAAGAUAGGCGCCAGACAGGAAUCAACCCCAUUCUUAAGAAAAGGGCGGCGACAAUCCUUUCUACAUAUGUCACUAAGCUGUCGUUUAUAGAAGCAUUGAACUUUUCUCCACAGGGCCGUUCAAGAUUUACUGCAACGCAGGGUGAUAAGCUAGCUUACACGCCACUACUAGCUAUCCUAGCAGACGGAACUGCUGUUGAGUUGGAUUUCCUGCAACAGAUGUGGACAAUUGGACGAUUGGGACACAGGCCGGAUGAUGGGAAGAUCGACCUGGUUUCCUUGACCGCGGCAAAGCUGAUUGGCCAGCUGGUGCCCAGUACUACUUCUACUGAGGAUAGAAUAAAGUCGGAGGGAAAAGUAAGAGACACGACAAGGGGCUGUGUUGACGUUCCGGAAAAUCCUGCUGAUAACCCCCUCUUAGCCGAGUAUGAUAACAGCCGGUUCUCUGUGACGCCAACCUUCCCUCGCACCAUAGCAAGCUCCAGCCACAAUAGCAGUACUGUUUUAAAUAAUACAGACACACUCGGCAUGGUGUCCACGAAGGGGAUCCUUGGACGCACCACAGCAACAGUUGGUAGCAGUGCGACGCAUGGAGAAAGACGAGGCGCGUUCUCCCUGCCAGUGACUGCGAUUUACCAACUCUAUAAUUCGCAGUACCCCGUUGCUAUCAACGAAGACAAUUACCUGUCUUUCGAGAUGUUCAAGGCCACGUACCUGAACUCAUUGUCUCUCACACAUGGAAUUGAGGCGUACUCUUCUUGGGUUAAGCUAACCCCACCCAUUAUCACAGAGGCGAUUAACGAAACAGGCACACGUGCAAUGCUGGGGAAGUUUCUCAAUGAUGAAGGUGUAUUCAAUAGUUUGCUGAUGAAUCCUCACCUUUUGAACGCUACCAGCACGCUGAUAGUGUCUGGAUCUGUUACCGGGACCGUUGUUCUUCACCCAUAUCCAGUGAUAGAUCAAGUUACCGGGGAGUACAAGCCGACACACUACAACACGAGGCUCCAUGGCGCCCCCGUUAGUCACACGGCUAUUGUUCGCGGAUCGUACAUAGUGAGCUGCAGUGUUGACGGUAUGAUACUGAUUUCAAGAAUCCGCUACCCAGGGCUUCCGUUUAUGACCAAGCCGGUUCCGCGUUCUUCCUUGGGGCUCAAUCAUAUCGUCCGCUCGCGGAAGCACCAGGAGACACUUGAUCUCCUUUUCUUCGAGCUUCUGACCCGUACCCUUCUAAUGAAGCAGGCGUCCUUGACGUCAAUAUAUGAAAUAACUCAUGCAUCAGAAACCCAACUUAAGCAGCUUAUGGAAAGGUUCUUUGAGGCGAAGAAGGACAGCGUGAAGGCGCUUUCUGGUGCUUUCAUGCGCCGCGACCGCAUGCUCAAGAGACGAACAGAGAUUAUGAUAGACCGUGACAUGAAACAAAAUGUAUUGCUUCGCGAACUAGUCAAGAGUUUUGAAGAACAGUUGUCAUCACUCCAGUAUGAGAAGAACAGAUUGAUUGAACGCUUAAUACACAAUGAGGAAAGUCAUGGCAAUCAGAUCAAAGAAUUAAAGAUAGAAAUGGAGGAGUCCGUGCAGAAGGAGAAGCUGCUCACGAAGAAGACUACGGAAGACCUCCAGGCACAGCUCAAUAGCCUUUUCGAAGACGAGAGGCUACUCCGCGAUCAAACAGAGCAGUGUGUGGAUGAAGCCAACAAGUCUCUUGAGACCGAAGUGAUGGCAUUAAAGAUGAAGUUUCUUAAAACGGUCACCGCAGAAGUUUCCAAUGUCUCAGACCUACGUGCCUCCCACAAAGAGUUAGAAAAAGAAUUUGCCAAUGUGAUGAAGGACACAUCUAGCAAAAAGACUGCGCUGACUCGAGCCCGAACUGAAAGUGGGCAAGCGCUACAAGCUCUCCGCGUCGCCAAGGAUACGCUAGAGCACUUGAAGGCAGACAUUGUCGACCGAAACGCCACAAUAGCUGAAAAGGGGCGCGUCUACCAAAGUAUCCAAAAGGAGAAGGUUGACCUGGAGAAAGUUGGCAUGAUCCUAAAGAACAGAUCCUCUGAGCUAAAGGAGUGUAUUGCUCCCAGAGACAACCUUCUGGCAGAGCUAGCAACUCAAGCGAACGAGAUGGAUGCUGAGCUGUUGAGGGAUCAACAAAAGAGAUACGAAAGCAAUCUUACUAUCUCGGAGUUGAGGCUACGUCGCCAAGGUCUGUCAAAGGAGCUGGCCAAUAAAAAGGAGAAAAUCGUGGCAGCAGAGGAGAGCAUACUAUUCAUUCUCAACGAUAUACAGAACAUAUAUCGCAAUGCGCUGUCUAACGAGGCAAAGGGGAAAGAGCUAGAAAGCUUGCGCAAUGGAUCCAAGGUGAACCAUCAUAUUCUGGCAGAAGCUCUUAAAAUAAGCAAUAGUAAUAGCAGGAACCACAAACCAAACGUGCCAGGUGAACAAAGGGCAUCUAGUACUUCUGAUGCGGGAUCUCCUUUCAAAAAAGUGCAUGUGAGCACAGCAUACACGAUGGCAACAUCCAUCGUAAAUUCUGGAAAUGUUGGGACAGCGCGGUCUUUCCAGCUGAGUCCUCAGCGCCGAUCGGUUUCGUCCAUGAACACCACUAAGUCGUCUGCAAGGUCUGGCACAGGGUCAGGGAGGAGCAGCGUUUUAGAGACGCGGCAUCUGGACAUGACAGGCAGUGACAAAGACGGCACACGCAACCGUCGUACAGCCAGCGCUGCUAGUAGUGCCGUAUCUUCCGCCACCAAAGGGUCUGACGACUUCACCAUGACAGCUAUUGCGCAAGCCCUAUCACGUACUGGGGAGACUGUCAAGGACAUUUACGACACUAGUAUAAAGUACAUGCAGCUCGUCGAGCAAGAGCGCGAAUUUCAUACCAAGUGCACCAAGGGCAUAAGCAACUCCAUCCACUCUCUAUACCUUAAGCAUUGCUGUGAGAACAGUAAGUCCAGCAAGUCUCUGCUAAGUGAGGCGUUAGAGCUACGAAACGAUCCACUAACACAGGUAUCCACUCUGCUAUCUACGCAGAAGACCAUCAUGUCUGACGAGAUGCUAGCCAGGCAGAGGACGUAUCUAGAGCGUUCUGUAGCAACACUUGAGAAGUCGCUUGAGCGGCAGAAGCUGCAACUCUCCCAGGCAAUUGAGAAGGCAAGGCUACACUCCAGCGAGCUACUCGCUCUCUCCAAUCUGAUGCGCCGUGAAAACAAGAGGUUACAGCAACAGCUGCGCGCGGCGAAGUUAGAGUUGAUCAAAAAGAGGCAGUCUUCGGCAUUGUACCAGAGUGCUGACCCUAGCUUCAGCAAAACUGUUAGCAAGGCCGUGAUUCAGAUAGAAGAUGAGAUUAGACAGCAGACAGAGAAGAUGGAGACAGAUAGCACGGAGGAUACGCUUGGAAUAUUCGAUGAAGCGUUCAAGCGGCCCAUCGGAAGUGUAUCGUUUACCACCCCUGGAAACAUCACCAGCCUUGAUGCCUUGCAGCUAGAACCGACAGAAUUAGAGGAGUAUCUGAAUACAAACUUUCCCAUUUCUCGCUCACCAUCACCAUCAUCAACGUCUCCGCAACCUCCGGGACCCCCUCAGUUUCUUACUGCUGAUAAGCCUGUAAUAUUGCCGACGUUACCAGCUCGGGGAAGAGAAGCAAGCGACUCUAGCUCAAACCCGAUUGCAAUUCAGUCCAGACCCGGCUCAAGGUUAGAGAACUUAGGUAUAGGCGAGCUGCACGAGAGCUCAGAAAUAAGUGGGAUUUCUUCGAAGCACAUAAGUGGAAGCGCAAGGGUGUCCCUGCCUCCGCUGGCUCGUGUAAAAUGA